Molecule: messenger RNA, 807 nt
Organism: Fonsecaea multimorphosa CBS 102226
Lineage: Eukaryota; Fungi; Ascomycota; Eurotiomycetes; Chaetothyriales; Herpotrichiellaceae
Exons: 1
Coding region: 1-807 (268 amino acids)
Molecular function (GO): catalytic activity
Source: RefSeq, a predicted model, not a curated record
AUGGCCAAGUCUCGUGAAGAGCUCAACCAGCUCGCUCGCCAGCUCAAAUCCCUGCAUAUCCCCGGCCAGCCUCUGAUCCUGACAAACGUCUACGAUGCCUGUACUGCCUCAGUGGUAGCCAUCCUCCCUUCGACCAAGGCCGUGGCAACCGCUUCAUUUGCAAUUGCGUCCGCUGCUGGCAUCGAGGACGAAGACACCAUGUCUCUCAGCGACAAUCUAGCUGGAGUGCGCAGGGUGGCUACGGGGCUACGCAAUGCUGGCAAGGCCGAUACACUGCCCCUGACGGCCGACUUACAAGACGGCUACGCUGACCCGGCAGAGGCCGUCAGACAGGCUAUCGAGAUCGGUGUUGUGGGCUGCAACAUCGAGGAUGUUGACAACAGCUCCCAUCCACCAAAACUGAGAACCCUUGCUGAAGCAAAGAGCCGAAUCGAGGCCGCCGUCCGAGCAGCCAGGCAGGCAGGGGUUCCUGAUUUCGUGGUCAACGCGCGCACGGAUGUUCUGGGGUUCGACGGCACGAUCGACGACGUGGUAGAGCGCGGGCGCGCAUAUCUGGACGCAGGUGCUACCACCGUCUUUGUUUGGGGCGUGAGGAAGAAAGUCAUCACGGAACACGAGGUGAGAGACAUGGCCACCAGACUGGACGGAAAGUUGGCCGUGCUUGCACAGGGCUGUACGAUCGAAACCCUCACGCAGGCUGGCGUUAGUCGCAUCUCCGUGGGCCCAACGCUGUUGUUGAAGGCGCUCAAGUUCAUUCAGAAUGAAGCUACAGCUAUUCUGGAGGCGAAACAGUGGUCGAUGGGAUAA